This is a messenger RNA of Mitosporidium daphniae, 594 nucleotides long. RefSeq lists its product as uncharacterized. The record is from RefSeq and is a predicted model, not a curated record. Bases 1 to 594 code for a protein of 197 amino acids. The transcript has a single exon. NCBI's taxonomy places the organism in Eukaryota, Fungi, Microsporidia.
AUGAUGGAGUUUGGUACUUGUUUUCCUGAUUCUUUUCUACUUGAGCUGGCCAAUAGAAAUCGUUUGUCUGGUCAUCAGAACACUAGUAGGACCAUAACUACACAACAAAUUCAGUCUUGUCCAAGCUUCAAUCUUUUGCUAAUGCUGAGCGAAUUGAUGCCCACACAAACGGAUGCGCCUGGUACUGAUGGCCACUGUAGUGCCAUACAGGGCGAUGCUGCAAACAGCAACUUUAUGGAUGCAUUCAUCCACCCCGAUUACUUUUAUAAAAUUUUCUCUCGGAAACGGGGAAGACCUUCCCUAUCGAAGAAGAAGGAUUCGGCCCAGUGUUCUUCUUCAGAUUCAAACGAUGAUGAUUCCGUUGAUAUGGAUGACUCACUCUUUGAAACGAUGUCAUCCAAACAUCGUUCCAAAAAAAGCUUGACCUCGCAGAUAGCUAGAGAACGAAAGAAGGGCUGGGAAAAGUCAUUGUUGACGCUCUACUCCAACCUCUACGCCAAAGUCAGUGAAAAGGAAAUGAGAGUAAAGCUAUUGCAGGAACAGGUGUCGAUGCUCCGAAAUUUAUUAAACUCAUCUCAUACCAACCCUGCAUGA